AUGUCUCUAAAGAACAAUGAGAAGAGUGAACCGACGUCCAACCUUGAUGAUUCUACGAAGCCUGCGAGGUCAAAUUCGAAAUGUGUUCCAUAUCUGAGUCCUCCAAAUUCACCUUUCAAGGAGAAAGGAAAGUCUGGAGACAAAGCUCGCACGGUUGAGAACCUCGGCUCUAAUUUUCUUAGUCCUCCAUCAAGCCCGCCUCGACGAUCGUCAGAAUUGACAGUUCAUGAGGAGCAGGUGAAAGAGGACAAGAUUGACGUUACAACGCUGCGGACUCUUCUCGGUCUCACGAACGGCCGGUGUGGAGCUUCUGCAAAAACGGGGCGGCCGUGUAGAAAUUGGUCACCAGCUGCCAAGAAGGCCGCGGUCGCUUCUCAGCUUGAGUCGAUGAUAACCCUCACUCAGUCAUCUGUGGAUCUUAAAGCCCACUUAGACAAGCUUGCUAGCCUUGUGCAUUGCAAAAAUCACGAUGGUGGUCUUCCAAUGGUCGAUCGAAUCAAAGCCUGGACAAAGGCAUUUCCUGUUGGGGAAGUCAGUAUUACUGAUCCGAUCUUAUUGGUUGAAAAGCAAAUCAUACAAUUCCUAGCUCUCAAUUCUACGCAAUGCCUCAGAGUAGAGGAUGGCACGGAAUCGCGGUGCGGGGAGGGUAUUGGCGGGCUGCGAGUCCAUCAUUGCGCAUUGACGAUCAACGAGAUAGUCACUUCUAGUGCCUAUCUAAAUGAUGCUCAUCUAGACGUUCUGCUCCAAGUUCUCGAGAGGAGUAUGCGCUGUUCCCAGCAUACAAAGGAGAAGAACCUUCAAAAGGUGGCAUCUUGGAAGUCGAGCAUUACAGGGUUUCUUAUCAAUUUGCCCGAGAAAAGUGCACCUAAGGAAAAUGAAGGCUCUUCCAAACAUUCAAACACUCAGAGUACCACCGACAGCCCCUUAACCAACAUGAGCGAUGAUCCUAUCAUAAGAAGGUUGACAACGUCAAUCCCUGACUUUGACCAAGACUUGAGCGCCUUCUGGCCUACCACAUACCGCACUUCCCCUUUCGAGAUAAUCGAGAGAAGUAACAGGCUUACUGACUAUAAAUCUUCAUAUUCCCUGAUCAAAGGCGUGAUCAAUAAACCACUUCAAACGGUCGAUCUGCGCCAUGGCCAUAUCUAUAUGUAUGAGGUUGAAGGAAACCCAGGAUUUGUCAAGAUUGGUUACACAACUCAGUCGGUGAACAAGCGCCUUGAGAAAUGGGAUUUUGAUUGCAACAGGGCUCCCAAUGCUCUAUACCCCAUCCCUCCAAGAACUGCUGAAGCCGUCCCGCAUGCCCGUCGUAUUGAGGAAUUGUGCCACGCAGAGUUACACCAUCGACGAAUCAGGAUCUAUUGCCCCGGUUGCUUAAAGCAGCAUCUAGAAUGGUUUGAGAUUUCAUCUACGGAAGCCAUUACGAUCAUUCAAAAAUGGACCACUUGGAUGAAAACAAACCCAUACAAGCCCACGAGUUUACGAUAUGGGCAGAAAUGGACAAUCAAAAUGGAGGAGACUGCUAGGACGGAAAGGAUGGAUAACUUUAUAGAUGAAAUAUCAGCAGCCAGCUGA
Molecule: messenger RNA, 1575 nt
Organism: Fusarium pseudograminearum CS3096
Lineage: Eukaryota; Fungi; Ascomycota; Sordariomycetes; Hypocreales; Nectriaceae
Exons: 1
Coding region: 1-1575 (524 amino acids)
Source: RefSeq, a predicted model, not a curated record